This is a messenger RNA of Nomascus leucogenys (northern white-cheeked gibbon), 1696 nucleotides long. RefSeq names its product C-X-C motif chemokine receptor 4 (gene CXCR4). Lineage: Eukaryota; Metazoa; Chordata; Mammalia; Primates; Hylobatidae. Gene Ontology annotation, cellular component: membrane. The record is from RefSeq and is a predicted model, not a curated record. Gene Ontology annotation, biological process: G protein-coupled receptor signaling pathway; brain development; immune response. Gene Ontology annotation, molecular function: chemokine receptor activity; cytokine binding.
UAUAAGUCCGGCCCCGGCAAGAAACUUCAAUUUGUUGGCUGCGGCAGCAGGUAGCAAAGUGACCGCAAGGGCCUGAGUGCUCCAGUAGCCACCGCGUCCGGAGAACCAGCGGUUACCAUGGAGGGGAUCAGUAUAUACACUUCAGAUAACUACACGGAGGAAAUGGGCUCAGGGGACUAUGACUCCAUAAAGGAACCCUGCUUCCGUGAAGAAAAUGCUAAUUUCAAUAAGAUCUUCCUGCCCACCAUCUACUCCAUCAUCUUCUUGACUGGCAUUGUGGGCAAUGGAUUGGUCAUCCUGGUCAUGGGUUACCAGAAGAAACUGAGAAGCAUGACGGACAAGUACAGGCUGCACUUGUCAGUGGCCGACCUCCUCUUUGUCAUCACGCUUCCCUUCUGGGCAGUUGAUGCCGUGGCAAACUGGUACUUUGGGAACUUCCUAUGCAAGGCAGUCCAUGUCAUCUACACAGUCAACCUCUACAGCAGUGUCCUCAUCCUGGCCUUCAUCAGUCUGGACCGCUACCUGGCCAUCGUCCACGCCACCAACAGUCAGAGGCCAAGGAAGCUGUUGGCUGAAAAGGUGGUCUAUGUUGGCGUCUGGAUCCCUGCCCUCCUGCUGACUAUUCCCGACUUCAUCUUUGCCAACGUCAGUGAGGCAGAUGACAGAUAUAUCUGUGACCGCUUUUACCCCAAUGACUUGUGGGUGGUUGUGUUCCAGUUUCAGCACAUCAUGGUUGGCCUUAUCCUGCCUGGUAUCGUCAUCCUGUCCUGCUAUUGCAUCAUCAUCUCCAAGCUGUCACACUCCAAGGGCCACCAGAAGCGCAAGGCCCUCAAGACCACAGUCAUCCUCAUUCUGGCUUUCUUCGCCUGCUGGCUGCCUUACUACAUUGGGAUCAGCAUCGACUCCUUCAUCCUCCUGGAAAUCAUCAAGCAAGGGUGUGAGUUUGAGAACACUGUGCACAAGUGGAUUUCCAUCACCGAGGCCCUAGCUUUCUUCCACUGUUGUCUGAACCCCAUCCUCUAUGCUUUCCUUGGAGCCAAAUUUAAAACCUCUGCCCAGCACGCACUCACCUCUGUGAGCAGAGGGUCCAGCCUCAAGAUCCUCUCCAAAGGAAAGCGAGGUGGACAUUCAUCUGUUUCCACUGAGUCUGAGUCUUCAAGUUUUCACUCCAGCUAACACAGAUGUAAAAGACUUUUUUUAUACGAUAAAGAACUUUUUUUAAAGUUACACAUUUUUCAGAUAUAAAAGACUGACCAAUAUUGUACAGUUUUUAUUGCUUGUUGGAUUUUUGUCUUGUGUUUCUUUAGUUUUUUGUGAAGUUUAAUUGACUUAUUUAUAUAAAUUUUUUUUGUUUCAUAUUGAUGUGUGUCUAGGCAGGACCUGUGGCCAAGUUCUUAGUUGCUGUAUGUCUGGUGGUAGGACUGUAGAAAAGGGAACUGAACAUUCCAGAGCGUGUAGUGAAUCACGUAAAGCUAGAAAUAAUCCCCAGCUGUUUAUGCAUAAAUAAUCUUUCCAUUCCCGUGGAACAUUUUUCCUGUUCUUAAGACGUGAUUUUGCUGUAGAAGAUGGCACUUAUAACCAAAGCCCAAAGUGGUAUAGAAAUGCUGGUUUGCCAGUUUUCAGGAGUGGGUUGAUUUCAGCACCUACAGUGUACAGUCUUGUAUUAAGUUGUUAAUAAAAGUACAUGUUAAACUUA